UGUGCAAACUGCUUUUCGCAGCCAUUCUGCGCUAUCGCUGAGAACAGCGGACAUCCAGUCACACAGUCUUAGCCGGUUUUCUUCUUUUGUUCGGGGCCAACUGGAGGUGUCAAGUCGUGCUGCAUCUUCGCUGUAUUUUUUGCAUGGGCAAAGCUUGGGAAAAAUGUAGUCGUCACGGAUUUGCACAUUGUUAUUAUGUCUGGGGCGCGACUGCCUCGUGUGUUUCGGUCACUCCUCUCUUCUCUUCGCAUCUGAUGCUCUCUCCACUCGUAUAUCUAUAAAGACACGCAAACAGACUUUCUCAUUUUAGCUUCACCACGCGCGUUCUCGUGACUGCUGGGUACAUUCACUUUUCAUAGUAUAGGAGGCGGGCAGCUAUCAACAGUUUCACUGCAUCCGACGAUUAUUUCUCUCGGUUGUUUAUUCUACCAGUACCCUGUCGACUGCAUUUUUAAAACCGUAUUUUCGAUACAUUCUAGAUUCUCGAGGAAGUCAAUCAUCUGUCAACACGCGCUUGCGGUCUCGCUCUGGGAGGCCGUCGCGUCUCUCACCAUGCUAUAUCGACUGGACUCGCUGGCAGGGCUUCUUCUGUUGUCUCGUCCUAUCUUCUUCCAGCGUCCGAUUUUCCUCCUUUGGACGUUUUCCAGCGACACACUCCAUAUUAUAGCUCCUCCGGUGUGCUGCUCGGUGAUACGUGCGCAGGUUUUUGAGCGUCCCUGCGGAACAUGGAGAAUUUCCGACCCGGUCCUGGGCUAGCCCCGCAGGCCAGGGCGCCACCAGCAUGCCGUCGGAGCCGGCGUCGACAGGUGUCUCCAUGCCCUUCGUUCGAGUCUGUCUUCGCCCCCCUUGUGCAAGGGGCGGGGCAGCCUUUUUCUGGGUGCAUCCGCUCUCGCCUUUUGGGUACAUCAGAUAUCGCUUUGUCUGAAGCUCUCUGCAGGCAGUCUGCGCCUGACUCCAUGCCCUCGCUGACUCCGAGUAACCACUCUUCGCCGUCCAUCGAUCGCAGGGCGGCUUCUUUCUGCCCGUCUCCUUCGUUCUUUACCCGCUCCCCUCCGGCUGCCCCAGCGGCGACGAACGGCUCUGAGGGCGAGGAUGACCCCUUCUGCCUGCCUUCGCCUGACACAGAGGCCGACUGGGAGGCAAAGCGGUUUCUUCCCUCAUUCUCAGAUAUUCAACGGGUGUUUGCGGACCCGCCGCCCAGACGUGCGAGGUCGAGUCGAAGCUCGCAGAGAAGCGGAAGCGUUCUCAGUGGCGCAGGCAGCGAUGGAGACGAGCGAUCUUCUUGCUCUUCGAGUCCCUCCCCUUUGCCCGCGACCGCAUGUUGGAGAGGCUCCGAUGCGUCGCUUUCAGAUCGAGAGGGACAAGCCGAGGCCGCGUCUCCACGCUACUGGAGGCAAACAGUUGAGAAGGCGGGAGACAUGCCCAACGCAAAACGCGUUCACCCAGUUCGCAGUCGGGUGCCCGACUUUACCACACAAGCAGCUCUGAAUCAUGGCCCUUCGGGCAGUCACAGCGACAGUGCUGAAGUCUGCAGGGCGCGGCCAGCGCAGUGGCCGAAUUCGCCGUCAGCUGUCCCGCCGUUUCAUCCCUAUCGAGCUGGGUUGCCGGCUGUAGAUUCUUCCCCUUCAGGUGCAAGAUAUGAGAAAACAGAAUUGAUGCGUCGGUCAGUGGAACGUGGACUACCGCACACCUCUACCUGUGGCGACGUCUCAGCCCCUGUCGACUGUUGGGCUGCAGAAAGAGCAAGCUCUCCACCAGUUUCUGCGGUCGGUGCCUCCCCUGCUACGUCUCUAACUCCUCACAGUUCUGUCUCCCCUGCGAACGCAGAUCCCGACCGACCCUCGAAUCAGUCUCCACUCCCUAAGUCCCCUCCUUGUCAACCGGGAGACGUCGAUCCGGUUUCGGUCCAUGGCGGCUUGCGGCGAACAACCAGUUGUCGGCCUACACCUGCUUCUGUCUCUCCGUAUGCGGCGCCUUCCACGGUUGCGUUUUCUGCGCCACAGUGUUGUUUCGGAGACGAGGAGCCGGGCGGGAGGAGUCAAGUGGAGGUGCCAACUUCAGUCUCGGUUUCGAGCGGGCCUUCAAAUGUCGAGAGCCGUUGGAGCAACUCUUUGCGGUUCAACCCGCGCACGGGAAAGAUUGAGGCGCCUCCGGAGGACGGCGAGGCUUCGAGGCAUCGCAGCAAGGGGGCCAUUUCGCCGUCGCUUACCCCGGAUGGGGCUUUGCCUUCCGCUGAGACGAGCGGUUCGCUAGACGGCAGCCAAGCGUUCCCUGGGCGGUCCUCUGGAGCGGGCCCAUUGAGGAAGUUGGAGAAUGGCUUAGGGCCUCUUGGGGGCAAGGUGACGUUUCCUCCCAGACAGUCCACACUGUACGCGCUGCACGCGCCGCAGCCACACUCCCCCCCAGCAGUAACGUCUCCUGGGAAUUCAAAGAUGCGUCUCUCCUCGUUGGAGACAGGGCGCCCACAUCCUCAGUGGCAGCUUCCCGGGGCGCCGAUGGGUGGCUCGUCUUCUGGGCCGAAGGUUAGGCCCGGACGAACUGGCCGUGAAGACGCGGAUUUGCAUUCGUCGACGACGCCGCUUUGCGUGUCGCCCCAGCCCGUGCUAGCGCAGACUUCUGCGCGUGUGGCCCAAGCUGUGGCGGCCCCAGUUGAAGAGGAGACAGGUCGCCUCGACGGCAGCAGCGGGAUACGAAGUGGUGUCGCCUCUGGAGGGCCUGCGACGCAGGGCGGUGCCAGCGUACUUGCAGCGUCACGAGCGACAUGUCUAGCAAACGAUAACGAAGUCAGAGGCGGGUACGAAACGAGGAGGCGGGACCACAGUUCGCACUCCCCUGAUGCGUCUAUCCCUAUUCCUUCAGUUGCAUGGCGGGGUCCAGGCGUGUUGUACGAGGCGACGGACGAGACACUGGCAGAAGCGGAAGAGCUCCUGGCCAGAAACGAAGCGAGGCGAAGCAUCGCACGAGACUGGCCACCACGUGGGCACAGUUCACGCGUAAACGAGGCAAUGACAAACUCGGUUACGAAGGCAGCCCGGCUGCCUGGCCUUGAGACCCCUGCACAGACUGACGCGUCCUCAGACCGUCGGACUGACGCUGUGCAGGUUCUACGUCUGUCUCCGGGCAUCGGAGAUUCGUCCCCGAAAGCUGGCGUGGCUGCAGAGAUUCUCCCACCGACCCAGGGCUCCAUGAAGGCGUUGGCGACGAGGGGUUUGGGCAUCGGCUCGCCGAGGUACGGCCUGCAGGCGGUGUCUCCGCCGCCGCCGGCUUGCGGGCCUGUGCCCCCCAGUCCCCUCGUUCAGACAUGCCUCGUUGCGGAGAGACUACUGGCGAUGCGAACGCCCUGGAGGCUUCCCACGACAUCGAUUUUGAAGCGGAACAACAUCAUGGACAUUGUCCUAUACCUCGCCACGCUACAAAAUCUGUUUCGGGGCCCUGGUCCUAGACGCGAUGAACUGAUUACCCGUGUGAAGAGAAGAAAGCGAAUGAGCAGCCUGUUGUCGCAGCUGAGAGAGGAGUGCAGCUCAAGAGACGCAUCUGCCUCACUCGUAGGUCCCAGCGGAAGCCUUUUUUUGCAGGAAAUGAGAGACGGCGUCGAGGCUUCAGGGUCUCUUGGAGAUACUGGAAAUCGCGAGACGAGAGCGAAGACCGAAGCAGAGGGAGACAAAGGAACGGUGACGAAGCCAGGUGAGAUCGAUGCCCUAACAACUCUGCUCGAUCAGGAAGAUAUCGAGACCACGCGAACUGAGCUCGUGCGCCUCCAACAAAGACAGUUCGAACUGGUCGAUCUACCUCUGCUGUCCGAUUCGCCGUACUUGCUUCCGUCUCAGCAACAACAGUUAGUUCGGCGAUUUCUCCAGAUGACCCCGUCGCCAGCGAGCGGCUGUUCGGGUCUCGUAGAGUUCAACAUUCUGUACGCGUACAUUCGCCGAAAACGAGGCGGCUCGUUCGUCGACGUCCCCACGAGGAAGAGUAAAGACGCUUCCAGCUUGGACAAUUCGUUCUUCCAGGACUGCGAUGAAGACUCGCGCCCCCUAGGAGCCUCAAUGCAGUUCAUGCUGUCUCAGCUCGACGAUACCCCACAGCAUUCCAGGACAUACAGCCAUGCUGGAUUCUUCGGUCCCAGCUGGAGCAGCGAAGACUCUGGGCGAGCCGGGAGCCGCGCCCCGGCUGGUUCCAACCGGCGGACGUCGUCCUCCUCUUCCUCGAUUCUCUCGGACGAUGUCAUGGGCGGCUUCAGGUUGGGCUCCACGAUGAACCCAAUGGAGGUGAAGGCGGCACUGCAGCUGGUGCGGCGGGCUGUCCAGGUCGCCGACAUGGCCGCCGGAGACAAGGUUGUGCCUGAAGGGUCCGACAGGCCUGAUGGAGCCCACGGAGAUGUAUCCUGGGACCAGUCGGUGAAGACUGUCUCUGAGGCCACGGCCGGUCUCAUGAACCUGCUUGAGGAAGAAACGCAGAGCUUCCACACAGCUUGGACGGGUGGGGAGAAGAACAGCUCGAGUCGCCAUGAAGACGGGAACUCGUUGGGGCUCGCAGAUGUCCUCUCGGUCCUGUAUCCAUCCCCCCCGGUGUUCGUCAUCUGGGAUAUCGUCCCCGCCGUCGCGGCCUGCUCGUCCCACGCCGGAGCGCCUCUCGGGACCCAAUCUGCACACCGAGGGACGUCCCUUUCAGGGGGGCCAACUACUAGCUCCACCGACGCUUUGUCAGAGGGUCCGUCAUGUGGACCUUCACAUUCCCGAUCGGGCUCCGCUGGUUCUGGAUCUGUCUCAAAUCCCUCCGUCGCCUUUUCGAACUCCGGCGGAGUCACAGCUCGCGCUUUGCGGCGACGCACUGAGGCACCAGGUGGCCCUGGGGCGAGGGAGGGCUCCGGCGCCCUGGCCGCGAGCCCCAGAGGCGAGGGCGGACUGCACCACUCGUUCGGCCAAGGAGACGCAGUAUCUCUCUCGGCGCCAUCGGCGGCUCCUACGGGGUUCGAGGACUUUUACAGACUUUUUCGGGACCAGGUGCUCCGGUAUCAGACCACUGAAGUCGGGGCGCCCACCCUCCAGCUCCUCGUGCACUUUUGCUCGUCGGUUGCCUUUUGGCUUCAACUCGACCGGCACCAGCACUUCGCCGUUAUCAACAUCGAUCCAGGAUGCGGGUUCCAGGGGCUCCUGCUUCUCGCCUGUGCGGCUCUCGUUCGGUCCAAAUGGACGGCGGCCGAAGUCCUUCAGAUGCUGCGGCGCUCGUCGAUCGCAGCUCAGGAUGGGGGCCAGCUGGAGCGCCGUCUCCGAGGGGGGGCUGGCUGCCUAACUCAGCAAAACGGAGACGCGAGCUGUAGGGCCGCGCCUGGGAGACAAGGGUCGGGCAGCGGUUCCAUUGGGGGCCUCACGUCGCGAAAACUGGGAGACAAAGGCCGCUCCGGCAGGGCCAAGAAGAAAACGUGGGGAGUCAUCUGCUGGCAAGAUGCCGAGGAGUGGCCCCCGAGCUGCAGGCGGUAUCUCCACUACUUCGACAGGCUUGUCAAGAGAGGCGGCGUAGAGUUCACGGUGCCUCCGUCGUCGGCGGACGCAGAAGAAAGCGGGAGCAAGUCGGUGUCUCCGCCAAGCCCGCUGUCUCUCUUCGGGUUCCAGAGUGUAGGCGAGACGUCUCCGUUUCCGUCCCGAACCCCGUCGCCCACGAACUGCGGGCGCGAGACUCCGGGGCACAAGAAGUUCGGCGUUCCGUCUACUCCGUAUCGCCUCAAAAACAUCAUCAUGGAGAACUUCACACCGCCCGCAGAGCUGGUGUGUGUGGAGGUCUAUGAAGUGUCUCUGUGCUUCGGCUGCCGGUGCCGGUCGGCCUCACCGCAUGCGACCGUGGGGACGGAGACCCGCCAGCCGUUUGACGCGAGAGGAGUCGAGGGAUCGACAAGUCAGCGAGACUCGCUGGAGAGAAAAUCGCGUGGGAUAGAGAAUUCACCGGCGGAGUCUUGCGCCUCGCCUGGGGCGCCUUCUCUCAGCUCCGGUGGAUCGACGACCGCGUCGACGAGCGUCAGCGUGCAGAAAGAAGGCGAAUCGUCAGGUGGUACAUUUCUUUCGCCUCGACUGAAGUUGCCUAAAAACCUAUUCAAGAAGCGCAGCGGGUCUCCUGGUGGGAACGACGGACUCGCGAAAGGGCAGGAGAAGGGCGAAGGACGCGCAAGCGCUCAAGGUGGUUCCUCCAGUUGCCUUGCAUCUUCGGCGGGAACCGUGACGAUGCACUCGAGCUUGUACGCCCAUCCGUACAUCAAGGCCCUCCGGCAGCAAGAACUCCUCUGCUCGAGGAAGACUGGAGCCAGCGCAGGCCUCCCCGACCGCGUUCCCUUGCUGCUGGAACCAGCGGGACCCCUUGGUCAUUUAGUACCCUGCUGUGUGGUGGCGUCGGCGCCGCCGGUGCCUGUCCCCGGCGUAGAGGCGAGGCGGAGCUUUGAGCCGCCCGAUCAAGACGCGACACGGAAGACUGCAUCCGGAGACGGCUGUGAAGGCAGUUCGACUUCGGGCUCUGUGAACGCGUCGGUUCCACACUCGCCGACGGUCUUGUCACAGUCGAGAGAUCACCUGAUGCGCCGCAGCGGCUCGCGAAGGACUCCCGCAGCAGGGGCAGAAGAGGAACUCCGAAAGGGGACGCUCUGUUGCCCCAUGUGCUGUGUGGGCCGAAGCGUGGGACGGAAAAGCUCGGGGCCAUCCUUCCAGGGGACUCGACUGGGUACCAGCGGACCUGCUGGGAGCUCAAGGGGACAAGACGAGGAGAUUCGCGAUCCGCAGGCAGAUGACAGCAGCCGCUUACCUGGCCUGCCUUUGGGGGAAGUCGUCAAAGAGCAGUUCAUUCUACGAGCGUGUGUGAACAACUACCAGCUGAUGGCGGCCGACACCAUGGAAGGUGGGCAGACGUCGCUUGUGUUUGACUUUUCUCACAAUCGCGAAGGCGACGACCAGUACCUUGUUCUCUCCGGCGAUCUCCUCUUCGCGUUUCGCCAGCUAGCUGCAACUCCAAAGCACUCCGCCUCUCCGGAGGACGCAGACGCUCCCCCGGGGAAGGAGGGAGGCAAAGGACAACAAGAGCGAGAAAAGGUUGCCCGUCGCUGGAGUGGCGGCGCUUUAAAAACGGAUCAACGAGGCUCGAAAAAAAUUGAGUGGGGAACUGGCCAGCAAGUCUUCGCCACUUUCUCGUUUCACACAGGGUUCAUGGUGCAGGGAACUACGGACGUGCAACAAUUGACCAAGGAAGACUUGGACACGUACGACUCGUCUCACCGGGAUUUGAUUCCCGAUGGUCUUCGUGUGUCUCUGAUUUUCGAGCCCGUUCGUCCAUCCCUCUUCGAGACGGGACCGGCGGUCCGCCGUCCGUCCCGGACCUUGUCGCCGUCGCCUCCGGUCUCGAGCCUGCCGGCGUCACUGUCGCCUGGUACCCCAGGGUUCCCGGCGGCGAGCGGCGUCGACUGCGCUGUGGGUGAGAGGUCGGCGACGAGCCCUGAGGCGACGGCAACGACCCCGGCGAGAGCGGACAGCGUCUUCGCCGCGUCGACGUGUGACGAGGGCCGUACGGCGAGUCCCAGGUCUUCCUCGCCGUCGCUCAGAGCUGGGGCUCUUUCGGACGCUCGGAGCGAUGACGGGAAGAAGGGUGCCGAUGAGCAAGAGACGGGGGAUCGAAGAGAGAAAAACGAACCAGGGCGAACUAAGAGGUUAGAGGAAGAGAGCGAUCAACGAGGGCGGUAUGGCGGUGGAACGGGCCUUGGAGCCCUGGCCUCGUGGCUCGGCUUCCCCGGAAGCGGGACGUCAUCGCGGGCCUCCGCUGGAGACACCAGCGAGCAGCGUCUGGGACGAGCGGACGGCGACUUGUGUGGCCCAAUUUCGCCUUGCAAUAAGAUGACUGACGAGCAACGGCGAUUGCUGAGAAUGAUGCACGACCAACAGGAGAAACACAAGGGCCAGGAGGCGGAGAAGCAAAGAGCCGCUCAAGUCUCCCGAGGAGACGCAGAAUGGAACCGAUGGAAGGACUACAUUCUCUGGCGCGCUCAACAGUGGGUAGGCCAGCCCAAGCCGGACCGAAGGGAGUUCUGGAGACGCCACAUUGGAGUCGUGGACGAGGUCCAGCUAUGGAGGCUUUCGAACUUGACGGGGUGCGGCCGUGACAACUGCUUAGUGGCGCUCAAAGUCUGUUGUAACGACGUGGCAGAUGCGCUGAUGUUCCUGUCUCUGUACUUUGCGUCGACUACGUGCCCAACCCUCGUUCACCUCUUUCCUUCUCCUCUCCCGCUUUCCCUGCCAGAUCGAGACUUUCUUUUGCGGCAAGCCGCCUAUCCCGCAUCGACGGAUGUGGACGUCAAGGCGUCAAGAACCCUAUCGAAUGCGUCCCCUCACGCCGCUUUCUCAGAAGCGUCCAGUUCAGCUCUCCCAGGGGUCACCGCCAUUCAAGACGCAGACGCGAAAGAGGGCACCCUCAUGCCACUGGGUCCGACAGCAGCCCCGUCUGUGGGUUCGAGGGGUCCCUCUGUCUCUUCGGGUCAGACUGCGACCCCUGGCGAGCCCCAACCGACGACUGUCGCCAUAGCCUCCCCCCACCUGCGAGUGUCUGAAGGCCAAGGAAGCGUCUCCAAACCGGUGGCCCGCAGCGGCUUUUUUUCGAGCGAGUAUCCUCAACCUGCGUCAGGUUCGCUCCCCUCUGGGACAGGGUCUUGUCAUGGCAGGGAGACAGGAGAGCGUGGAGCCGGGGAGGACACUCGAGAGUCUGCCUUUUCUGGAGACCCGGUGCACGAUCCUAGUGGAGAUGCUGGAGCAGCGAGAUGUUUCCCAGGCCGGGUUGGUGAGCAGGGCGUUGAGGCGUCCGCCGGGAUAUAUCGAACGGUUUCGACCUCGUCUAUCUUGUCCACCGCAAGUGCUUCGGGAUUCGGCACCGCGGGUGCUUCGUCGGCUUAUAUGCGGAGCCGAGUCGCCUCGGGCGUCGAUCCCAGCCUAGGCUUCGGCAUCGAAGAUGCCUGCGGCUCCAGUGGGCCUAACAGUCCGACCGCGGUCAUGAGCGAAGGCGGUAGUUUGGAGCCCGAUAGAACCCUAGGAUCCUUCGGUGGCUGGAGGCGCCAGCGUCGAAUGGCGCCGGUGCCCCAGAGGCCGGGCCAGCUGAAGCCUCGUCAGACGCCGGCUUGUUCUUCCUCCACAGCUCAACCUCCGAGGGGUCCAUUGGCAGGGGCGAGCCUGCCGACUCAUGGAUUGUCUCUCACAGGCGCGGUGCCGUUGAGACGCGCUCACAGCGUGGGCGGCCCCUCGGAAGCGUCUCAUCUUGUUUCAGCUUCCACUCAUCAGGGGUUGCGUGCUGGACUGGCACCACCGGCGAUUUUCGAAGAGCUUCCGUGGGGCUCGUUUGCACAAGGCAGUGGCGAAAGGUCACUAGCCGUUCCCAGGGGGCACCAAAAUGUCUUCCCCACAUGCGGCACUCUUGCAGCUGUCGCCGAAGGUAGAGCGAUGCAGCCGGGUACUCUGGGAGCGUGUGCUAUGGGGACAGGAGCCCCAGGGUUUGUCACUGGCUAUGCCUGUAUGGAAGAGGAGAGCAGCAAGGCAUCGGGGAGUGAACCCGGUUUUUCCGGUGCCCAAGUCGUGGCGCCCGGAGCGGCCAGUCAGCCUGGAGGUACUGGAGGUGGCGCCGUCGUUCUCGCAGAAACGACCGACAGAGAAAAUAAAGAAGCGGAAAGCCCGGCUGUCGUCCUUGUCGGUGCCAGCAAUGAAGGCAAAGAACUGUAUACUGUCAGGCUGCCUUCUGGACGUCUUGUUCGCUUCUCUAUCGACCAGCGGAAAGCCACGGACGGUCAAGACACUGUUGUGCAUGCAUCCGACGUCGUCCCGGCGCCAACCGGAGACACGGGCUCUCGGGCCCCAAGUCAUGAUGAAGGCGCGACCGCCGGGUCUGUCGGGCCUGCUGGGGACGCCCUGACUCGGGGACAUUCACGCGUGUGCAGAGCGAAUGCCUCGAUUCUUUCAGGGGGCGAGACGAGUGCACGAGGUGACAACACUAAUGCCUCUGGGAAGCUCGAGUCUGCCGUUAGCACUGGGCCAGUUUCGAGUUGCUUCGCUAGCUCAGGAGGUGAAGAGGCAGCUGUACCUGGUUGCCGUAUAGGCGUCCAGCGAGCGCAGAUCGGCUCCGAAGAGGGGGUCGGCAAAUGCGAAGGUGUUAUUCGGUCAGGCGUCGAGGCUCAGGUUCCCGCUGGGGCGCUGAGCACGGUCUCUGUUUCUGCAGCCGGCGGAAACGGAUUCCCAGCAGGGGACAGUGAAACGAGGCCGGUACAUAAGGUCGUCGUCCCAUCGGUUCCAGGGUCGUCAGUCCCCACGAGUGGCAUGCUGGUUCCUGGUGCAACUGAAGGAGACACUAAGGAGGGAGGUGAGACGGCCACAGGCGCUGGAACCCAAGGAAGUACUGUGUUCUUAGGGACGCCUCCUCAGGUGAAUAUGCUAGGGCAGGGUAGCGGAGGGCCUGGCGGCAGCCCCCCUGUUGGCAGUGCCUUGGCUGGGACUCCCGGUGUGCAAGGGUCAGUUGGAGGGAGCUCAAGCAACGUCUCUGCCUCUGGAGCAUCGCCUGCUGUUCUCAGUGUCAAUGCCGGCUCAGGAGAUAGCAUCUGUCGUCAUUCUGUCGACUUGGGCAAAGUUCCGGCGCCACAGCCUCCGACAGCUAGUGGGGACUCGCCUUCGCCUACCGGUUCGUAUCCUGGUGCCUCUGACAAAUCACAGCAGACCUUCAGUGCGGGUGCUCCUUCAAGUGGGACGAACGCAAGAACCGAAAGCACUCCCGCUGGGGCCGGCGAGACUGGAGCCUCUGGCGAGGCUAAAGCCCCUGCGGCGCCUAAGAAGAAGGCCAUGCCCCCGCCCCCGCCUCCGGGUAAAACACCGGGGGACGCGUCUAAGGCCCCUGGAGGGCCUCCGGGGAAAGGCAAAGCACCGCCCCUCCCAAAAGGCAAAAAGGCUCCUCAGCUGGGGAAGGCACCGAAGGCCGGCGGUCCGCCGAAGAAGGCAGACGCCGUGGACCCCAUGACGCUACCGCUGCGGAGAAAAAUCCACUGGAAAACUCUCGGGAAAGAGCAGAUAGAGGGAACGGUCUUCAAGGAGCUCGAAGGCGACCCCGCAAUCCCGGACAUGUUCGAUCCGGAGGCGAUUUCGCGGCUCUUCUCCGCAACGCUGACAGUGAAGAGCGACGAGGCUGCUGUGAAGGCCGCACCGAAGAAGGCGGAAGAAAAGAAGCACACAAUCCUCGAUAACAAGCGAGCGCAAAACGUCGCCAUUGUCCUUGCCAGGCUUCCCCUCAGUCUCGAUGCAAUCGCCCAGAAGAUGCUACACCUGGACACCGAGGGACUGACCGUCGACAUUCUGCAGAAAGUCGAGCAAGUGGCGCCGACGCCCGAGGAGCUGGUGAAGUUUCGCGAGUACGAAGAGUUGAAGAAAACGGAGAAUACAGGCGAUCUGCGAGAUGUGGAGAAGAAAAUGACGGCCUUGAUCCCCGUCACGCGCCUCUCCUCUCGAGUCCGUGUUAUGCAGACGGCCCUUCAGUGGGAGAAAGUUGUGGAGGAAAUCGAGAAGCAGCUGGCUCUCCUGUGCAAAGCAGCCGACGAAGCUCACAACAGCCGAAAGUUCCGCAGCCUUCUCCAAGCAGUUUUGCAGUGGGGCAACUACGUGAACCACGGGGUAAAGAAGGCUCCAAAGGGCCAGGAGGUGUCUAGUGAGUCGGAGGCAAGGAAAGCAGAGACGACGUCCCCGACAGAAGGCGAUCGUAGAGAAAACCGACAGACCCUGCAGCAACUCCCUCCCAUUCUUUUGGUCAAGGAGCUUCCGACGAAAGGGUUCAAGCUCGCAUCUCUCGAGAAGCUCAUGGAGUUCAGAACAACGGUCGACAAGUCGAUUUGCUCUCUUCACUUCAUCAUUUCGAAUCUGAUCGUGUCUCUCCCUGAGCUGGAUAUCUUGGACCUGGCGUCAGACAUGCCCUCCUUGGAGGCCGCAGCACGUCUGUCUGACGAGUCAAUCGACGCACCCGUCUCGUACCUUAGAAAUGAAGCAGCUUUCCUGUUGUCUCAGAUUCACGCAAUAAAGCAGGUGCUUGCUGCAAAAGACGCGACGGCUACGGACCCGUCCGGAGCCCCGCGCCCCAGUGGGAGCAAGCCGCAGACCGACGAGGCUCUGCAUGCGGAGCUGACGCGACUUCAGAAGCUCCACGGCGAGAUGGUGCUGACUCUCGAACGUCUGAGAGAAAGCUACUUGAACUGUAAAGCGGUCAUUGGCGAGGUCGGGCGGUUUUACGGGGAAGACGGGCCGAAGAAGCCCAGCGCUGGGAAGCACAAGCUGAAGGGACAGGCUGUCUCCGUGGACGCUGGGGGAUCUGCGACGGCCGGUGGAGUCAUCGCGGAGUGGGAAUUUGGCCUGCUGGACCAGUCGCCUUUCGAGCUCUUGUUUAGCAUCCUGUCCACGUGUCGGCAGGGUCUGCGCGACGUGCAGGCGAACCCCCGAAAGUAUGCGAUUCUCUUGGUCGGACGGUUUGCGUCAGAAGAAGAGAAGUGGAAGCUGCUCAAGUUCCACAUCGACAACUCGCUUGCGAAUCGCAAGCGGGUCACGGGUUGCCGCGGAAGCGACGCAGAGCAGGUCGCUGGACGGCCUCAAGACGCGGACAAGGCGGGGAGCUCUGUGGUGUCUUCACCUCGUACAACGCCCCGUGGAAGUAUCGCCUCAAGAGGUGGCAAGAAACUCAUAGUUGGGCGGCACGGCCCAGAAGCUGGGGGGACGCCACAGAUUCCCCGUGGUCCUCCCAAGAGCGACAACGGCUCUUUCACAGAGACUCAGAGGCUCGGGAGAGGGCUCAGUGAGGGCAGCGAGGACGCUCUUUCCUCUCCUAGAUCCGCCGAAAGGAAUGGCUCGGCGAGGGGUCGGUUGCCUUCGGGCACGAAUGACGGUGCCGGAACGGGGGUUAUGCGGUCGUGGAGCCAGGCGGGGAGCAAGACCGCCAGCAUGGGCGCUCGCUUCAAGACAUCGUCGUCUGAGGCCGUGCAUGCGGGGGAUGGGAUCCGGUCGAAGACAAGACGGAGCUCCGUCUCGCCGCCGUCGAAGGAAGAGAGCUCGAGCCGGCGCGUCUCUGUCGCGACUAGUCACGAGGGAGAUACAGACAAGCCUGAGACUCUGCCUGGACCGCGGAACUGGUGUUUCAGGAGUUCCAAGAGCUGCGCCGACUUGUCUGUUCCGCAUUGUGGAAUGAAGGCAGGGAAGAGGCCUAUGCCUCCGACAGGGUCUCAUACUCGAGAGGGGAAAGCGAUACCUGGGCACAUAGCCGAGCUUCAGGCGCUUCUUCAACAACGGGCGUCCAAGUUCGCUGCAGGGAUUUCAGUGACUUCUGCGUCUGGCGUCCAGUCGCCGAGUGGUGGAACCUCUGAGGCAUCACUUCGGCGGGAAGCUGCGGACCGCUUGCCCCCUGGAGGGAACCGCACACCGCCCACAGUGCGAGGGACAAUUGAAAGUGCGUCCAAUGCUGAUAACCCCUCGAGUCUGCAGACGAUGUCCACCCCACGCCCGGUGUCUUUGGGAGGGGCGCAGCCGGCUGAAAGGGACGUGCAAGCCAAUGGUGAAAAUGAGAGGCUCCGUUUCGAUAGUCGAGAGGAGCUGAGGAGCGAGGACUCAAAGAGUAAGGUAGGAGAUGAGGACGGCCAAGCGACGUCAUCUCCAGGCGAGUCGAAUCCGCUGGCCGUAAACUCGUCCGCAGUGAUGGAACUCCACUCACGUAGUUCAGCUACUCCCUGCUCCUCUCCUCGUGCGGCAAGGUCGGGGACUGCUGCCGCUGUGGGUUCAGAGCCAAAGACUCCUCGUCUCUUCUCGUAUAGUGCGACGGCAAUGAAUCCUUCUCUGUCUCCUCUGGACGCCCUUCAACCUGCGUUCUCGGAUAUGGCACUGGCCGCGAGUAUCAACAAGGCCCUUUUCGCGGAUGACAUGGACAUAGUGUCGCCGCGAAGCGACGCGGAUACCCCGGCUCCAACGACUACACAUACCCUAUUUUCCCCGUGUGGGCUGUCUCUCUUUCCUAGCGAGCGAGAAGGAGACUGUGAAACGGGCUCGUUCGACUCCCUGGCUCCCGCCGUCAGUGCACCGCACCAUUUCCCCUCUUCGAGGAGUCGCCCUGCGACUCCGUUUCCUGUGGAGGAAUCUGAGCACCUCGCGAACGCAGGCAGCCACCAGGGGCCAGGAGCAUUGACCGGGACAACAGCAAAACAACACCCAGCCCACAAAGGGAAUAGCCACGCAGUGAGGGCUGGAGCGGUUGUUUUUGUCCCCCUUGACGAUAGCGACCCCUCCGCAAUAGUGGGGAUGAACUUCCAGUCAACACCAGGCAUCGGGAAUGAGCUGCUUUCCGAGGCUGGCGACAACCACCCGACCGCGGCAAAGGGCGAGGAGUCUGCUUCAAAACUGAGACCUGAUGAAGAUACUCAGAGAGGUCAGAGCAAGCAGGCGUCUCUUGUGAACCAAGACGCUGGCCAGCACGCCAUGUCAGGUAGACAGGAGACAGGGGCUGUGGCAACAGAAUCUCGGGAAGCUGCAUCUAAAGAGAACGGAGAUGGGACCAAGGUGAAGAUCAGAUCAACUGCAGAUGCUGUGAGUCUUCUGCGGGUGAAAGUUGUUCCCUCGACGCCUGUCUUCUGCUGGGAAGGGGGCGACGUUGUGGCACACCCUGCAGGGCCUCGCGCCCCUCCGUGCCAUCGGCGUCCCAUCAUCUGUCGCCCAAGACGCCCACCUCCACCAGUCGUUGCCAAGCACCCGGUGGGUGCCACUGGACCUAAGGCCCCCGCUACAGCGACGGCGCCACACACUUCGCCUGUGAGGCCUCCACCUGCGACGAAUAGGGGUCUGUAGGUUAAGGGCCAACUAUCAAGUGUCUCGGAUUUCCCGCCUCUGUUAACUUCUUCCCGGUCUGCAUCGUUUGCCACUGAAUGUCCGAGUGUCUGCUCGUGGCUUCCUCCGCCGUGUUGUGCGCCGAUCGAGCGGGCGGCUAAACGGCUUCGGGCCACCUGCUGCAGGGAAAGGGAUGGGCUUGGGGGAGGGUUGAUUCCCCCAAUUGAGGGAUAAAAUUUUGCAUGUCUGGCGUCUGCAGUGCAUCUGUACCAGUUCGUCGCGUCACUUCAUGCACAGACAGAAAUAUGCAGAUGCGUGCCGCUGCCCUUGUUUUUAUCCGAACGAUAGGCUGUCCGGUUACUCAAAGGCAUCCUAGAGCAACUGACGCAUUUUUUCCUCAUAAUAUGAGUAAAUACUCGGGGCUUAUGAACAAGCCGACCAGUUAUGCGCGGCAACAUCUGGGGUAGAUAGUUGCACACACCUGAGCUGGAGAGCACCUGUGGCAGCAACACUGUGCCACAACGGGCACCACCGCAUGCCUCAUACAAAUCUGUGAUAUAUCUGUGUCUAUGUACAUAUAUUAAAUAGUGCAGUGACUGUCUGGACAUCUAGUAAAUCUCUAUGAAAAUGUCUUAGCUUAUGUGUAUACUAUCAGACGUUGGUAGAGGGUUAGCGGCUAAACAUAGAACAUGGAAACGAUGUCUGAAUCUCGGACCGAGUGCGCAUUUUGCUUGUGAAACUGCUUUUUCUGAAUUGCUCUGGAAUAAAGAUUUGGUAGUGAGCUUAGCCGCAGAAAUUGGAACCGAAGUGAGAUGCUAUGCCAUUGAAGGCCCGUUGACAAACCCCACGCUUUGUUUCCAUUCACGCUUUUUAGCUGAAUUCGCAAACAACACUACUGCAAAC
Toxoplasma gondii ME49 is the source of this 15737-nucleotide messenger RNA. It is a transcript of the gene FRM2, whose product is annotated as formin FRM2. The record is from RefSeq and is a predicted model, not a curated record. The coding region runs from base 726 to 14855 and encodes 4709 amino acids. NCBI's taxonomy places the organism in Eukaryota, Apicomplexa, Conoidasida, Eucoccidiorida, Sarcocystidae. The transcript is spliced from 8 exons.